Molecule: messenger RNA, 2348 nt
Organism: Mycetomoellerius zeteki
Lineage: Eukaryota; Metazoa; Arthropoda; Insecta; Hymenoptera; Formicidae
Gene: krz
Product: beta-arrestin protein kurtz
Exons: 8
Coding region: 317-1573 (418 amino acids)
Biological process (GO): G protein-coupled receptor internalization; signal transduction
Cellular component (GO): cytoplasm
Molecular function (GO): G protein-coupled receptor binding
Source: RefSeq, a predicted model, not a curated record
CAGUCAUCGGAGCACCGGAGCAGUCGUUCUCUUUGUGCGCGAGGCUCACCGCGAUAAGUAUCUCACGACGGUGGUGGCCGUCGUCGUGCUGGGGGUGAGUCGCCGGGGUGGUCGCGUGGGAGCGUCGCGCCGUCGCGACGCGUCGCGCCGCGGCGACAGUGACAGCUCCGGUGGAGCACCUGAAGAGAGGGUGUGGGCCCGCGACGCGGACCAUCGUACGACAGCGGGACCUUAGUGGGAGAGCUCGGAGUCGGACUUCUCGGACACUGAGGACUCAAAUGAGUUAGGGGCCAACGUGGGCCCCGAGCGCACCACGAUGGACACUGUAGAUAGUGUCAACAAACGGCAAGCUACUCGUGUCUUCAAGAAGUCCAGUCUCAAUGGCAAGAUCACGGUUUAUCUUGGCAAGAGAGAUUUCGUCGAUCACAUCACACAUGUUGAUCCUAUUGAUGGGGUCGUCCUGAUCGAUCCUGACUACAUAAAAGAUCGAAAAGUGUUCGGUCAUGUUCUCGCAGCGUUUAAAUACGGCAGAGAGGAUCUGGAUGUUCUUGGGCUGACCUUCCGUAAGGACCUCUAUUUAGCAGCAGAACAGAUUUAUCCAGUGUUGCAAGGAACUCAGCCUCCCAGGGAACUGACGCGAUUACAAGAGAGAUUGAUCAAAAAACUGGGCAACAAUGCGUAUCCCUUUUACUUCGAGUUACCACCUCACUGCCCCGCUUCGGUUACUUUGCAACCGGCACCAGGUGAUACUGGCAAACCCUGCGGUGUCGACUACGAACUGAAAGCGUUCGUAGGUGAGACGCAAGAUGAUAAACCACAUAAACGGAGCUGCGUGAGGCUGGCGAUCAGGAAAAUUAUGUACGCGCCAUCGAAACAAGGAGAACAGCCUUCAGUGGAGGUCAGCAAGGAGUUCAUGAUGUCCCCGAACAAAUUACAUCUGGAAGCCUCCCUCGAUAAGGAGCUCUAUCAUCAUGGCGAAAACAUAGCUGUGAACGUGCACAUAGCGAACAAUAGCAACCGGACUGUGAAAAAGAUAAAAGUGUCAGUUAGGCAGUUCGCAGACAUCUGUCUGUUUUCCACGGCGCAGUACAAAUGCACCGUCGCCGAGGCCGAAAGCGAGGAGGGAUGCCCGGUGGGUCCGGGUUUCACGCUGAGCAAGGUGUUCACCUUGACACCCCUUCUGGCCAACAACAAAGAUAAAUGGGGGCUCGCCCUCGACGGCCAACUCAAACACGAGGACACCAAUUUGGCGUCCAGCACCCUUGUGGUUGACCCGGCGCAGCGUGAAAACCUCGGCAUAAUUGUCCAGUACAAAGUUAAAGUCAAACUCUGCCUCGGCGCUCUAGGAGGCGAAUUAGUUGCGGAACUGCCCUUCAUUCUGAUGCAUCCCAAACCGGAAGAAGAGGAACCAGUGCCGUCCACAGCACGACCAAGCCCUACGCACAAAACUGACAGCGGGGAAGUUCCGCUUGAUACAAACCUCAUCCAAUUGGACACGGAAGCAGAUGGCGACGAUGAUAUAAUCUUUGAGGAUUUCGCUCGUUUGAGGUUGAAAGGCGAAACGGAAGCUUGACCGUGUUCCACUAACACCUUGACACGUAUCGAUCAAGUAACUUUGACGCCACCAUGCCGCACGCAAGACGGAAGUUGCACAAUUUCGCCAAUGAUGCCAAUAGUAGCUAUAUCGCAGCAACAAACUUAAAUGAUGUUAUUGUUUGUUGAAGCGAUAUCAUUGCUAUCCCUGAGCGCAAAGUGUCAAUACCGAUUUUUCCACCGUUUUGACACAUUUUAAAAUUUAUUGCAGGAAUAGUUUAAUGAAAGAAAUAAAAAAAGCAAAAGAGAACACAAAAAAAUUGUAUAAGAGAGGAAUUUUGCAAGCUGCUCACAUUUUUUUGUGCAAUUUCAUAUUUUUAUGUAAGAUAAAAAGAUUAUGGAAAUGCAAAUUGAAAAUGAGAUAUUGAGAAAAUUCUUCUUCAACAAUCGCUAUUUUUAUCAAUUGUCGAAAGUAACGGAAAAUACACCGGAAGUUGAAAUUUCUCAAGAGCAAACUGUUUAACAAUUUUUUCUGUUUCUCUUUAAGCUAGCCUAUAUAUAUAUAUAUGUAUAUUAUUUAUAGAACACUCUUAACAAAUGAAAUAAUUAAAUAAUUAAUUAAGCCAUUUUUAUGGCAUAUGUUCUUUAUUUGAUCAAAAUGAUUUUAAUUUGUGGGGAAAGUGCGACGGAUUUCGUAAUUGAUAUUCACGAAUUUUUCAUCAAUACCGUCGCCAUUUUAUGCUCUGGCUCUGAAGACUGAUUUUAAGAAGAACAUCCACGAAUCUAGCCAAUGACGUAUUUAUCGUAAAAUCCUU